Messenger RNA from Haliotis rubra (blacklip abalone), 1089 nucleotides. RefSeq names its product sulfotransferase 6B1-like. The record is from RefSeq and is a predicted model, not a curated record. The transcript has 6 exons. NCBI's taxonomy places the organism in Eukaryota, Metazoa, Mollusca, Gastropoda, Lepetellida, Haliotidae. Gene Ontology annotation, biological process: sulfation. Gene Ontology annotation, molecular function: sulfotransferase activity. Gene Ontology annotation, cellular component: cytoplasm. Bases 1 to 1089 code for a protein of 362 amino acids.
AUGGAUGACGCUAAGAGUGAAGAGAGCACAUGGACUGUAUCUGGGAAGACGCUGGACGUGGAUUACAGCGGGCAGCACAUUGUUAAAGUAACAGAUCGAAGCGGCCAAAACCUAACCUUUCAGAUAUUCCAAGGGGGACGCUACUCGCCAUUGUUUAAAAUCGAAAUACUUCAACAAAUCAAAGGUUUCAACAUGAGACCAGAUGACAUAUACUUCUCCGGAUAUGCUCGUACAGGGACAAACUGGACAUUUGAAAUGAUGAGCAUGCUUCUUAAUGGUAAAGCUGAAACCAUCCAGAAAGCCAGGGAUCUCAUGGAGUUAACUCCUCAUGAUGAACUUGCACAGCUGCCAUCACCACGCAUCGUCAACUCUCACAUGAAGCUGUCCGACUCUCCAAAUGAUGUUACAGCUCUCAAGUGCAAAGUCAUCUACACCCUGCGUGACCCAAAGGAUGUUGCCGUCUCUAUCAUAGAAAAGAGGCAUUUGAUGUUAUCCAGCGAGCCCAUUUGGCGACUGGUCAUGGUGGAGAGAAGUGAUGGUGAAAUAAGCUCCAAGAAAUAUGCUAAGAUGACCCAAGAUGCUCUCUUCAAGAACAUGUGUGCGGAGUGCCAACGCAAGAUAAAGAGACCAACUACGAAAGGCACUGUUGUUAAGCCUAUUGUCAGCAAGAACUUCAAUUCCAGAUGCCAAGUUGAUCUCAUAGACAUGCAGUCAAUGAGCCAAGGACAGUUCAAGUUCAUCAUGGUUUAUCAAGAUCACCUAACUAAGUUCUGUGUUCUUCGUGCCCUUACGUCCAAGCGUGCUGCUGAGGAUCCUGUACGUGCUGUACAAGCACUGUCCGACUUUCUUGGACUUUACAGAAACGAUGAUCUGUGCCGAGCAAUUGCAAAGAAAUGCAGCUUUUCCACAAUGAAAAUCGACAAGGAACCCUUUGCAAUAAAAGUGGACGGAGAACACUUUCUGUACAGAAAAGGAGUUGUUGGUGACUGGAAGAACUGGUUCAACGACCAGAUGUUAGAAGAGUACUACAGAGUGUACGAAGAAAAAGAUGGCGGGGUCCAGAUUCUACGCUACAUAUUCAAGGAGUAA